AUCAAAUGUAAAAAUAGCAUUCUGUAAUUUUGACAAUAGGAGUCCUGUUAUCGUUAUUGUAUUAUAUAAUGAUGAAUUAUUUAGAUUUAGUUCAAAAUUGGAUAUGAGUGAAGGUACUAUAAACAUUAGAUUAACAAUAUAAACAAUGUCAUGGAUAUUAAUAUCUUUGAUAUUGGUUGUUAUUUAACAUUUAUAUACUAGAAGAAAGAUUCCUUCGCAGCCUUAAUCAGAUAUAAUAUAAGAACAAAGUCAAGAUAUAGAUUCGCCCAUGCGACCAAGAAAGGAAGCUGCUUAAAUGGACGAACAAUUUACAUUAAGCAAAGGAGAUUCUUGUGCUGACAUGGGCGAAUCACUUAAAUUACGAACUACUCAAAGUUAAAAAGACUUUGAUGAAAUUUCUAUAACAUCUAGUUUAAGAAAGAGAUCUAAUUCUAUUGCAAGUGAUGGCUUGUAGAGAAAGGUCUCUUUUGAUGAAACUUAAAAUAAAAUUCAUACCUAUAAAAAAAACAAUAAGUUGGAAAUCAAAAAUUUUGAAUCCAGUUUUUAAGCUAUCAAAUAAGAUAAAAAGAAAAAAAAUGAACUCAUUAAAUAAAAGAGAAAAGAAGAAAAUUUCAAAAAAUUAAAUAUUAAUGAUAUCAAUAAGAAAGGAAGAAAAAGAAAAUCUUCCUUAGAUGAGAAUUUAUCCUAAUCCUCAUAUUGA
This is a messenger RNA of Paramecium sonneborni, 700 nucleotides long. NCBI's taxonomy places the organism in Eukaryota, Ciliophora, Oligohymenophorea, Peniculida, Parameciidae. The record is from the annotation of a GenBank genome assembly.